AUGAGCAAAUAUCCAGAAGUGCAGAAGAAGAUCAAGAAAGAAUUGAUGGCCGAUGAUGAUGGUCAGACAUUAUCAAUGGAUCGUCUCGACUCUCUCGUUUAUCUGGAUUGUGUUGCCAAAGAAGUACUUCGAUUUUGUCCACCAGCGGUUGGAACAUUUCGUACAUUGACCGUUGACGAUCGUUUACCCGGGAGUGGUUCACAACUGUUCAAAGGCGAUCAGGUAUUUGUUCCAUUUUAUACUCUAACACGAGACACUCAACACUGGUCAAUCGAUCCAGAGCUGUUCUAUCCUGAGAGGUUUUUACGUGAGGACAAACACCAUCAUCCAUAUGCAUUGAUUCCAUUUGGUGGUGGUCAUCGACAGUGUCUCGGUCGAGAUUUGGCUCGAUUUAUUCUCAAGGUGAUUGCAGCACAACUGAUGCUAAAUGUGACAUUUUUUGACGGUGGACCUCAAGUGAAUGCAGGUGGACAGUGGUCAAGAGCGACGACCGUACCUCGGCACUUUGGCGUCACUAUAGAGUUUGAUCGAUAA
Molecule: messenger RNA, 534 nt
Organism: Rotaria sp. Silwood2
Lineage: Eukaryota; Metazoa; Rotifera; Eurotatoria; Philodinida; Philodinidae
Source: the annotation of a GenBank genome assembly